This is a messenger RNA of Lepus europaeus (European hare), 351 nucleotides long. RefSeq names its product keratin-associated protein 21-1. The transcript has 2 exons. Lineage: Eukaryota; Metazoa; Chordata; Mammalia; Lagomorpha; Leporidae. The coding region runs from base 1 to 351 and encodes 116 amino acids. The record is from RefSeq and is a predicted model, not a curated record. Gene Ontology annotation, biological process: hair follicle development.
AUGUGCUGCAACUACUAUGGCAAUUCCUGUGGCUAUGGCUGUGGCUAUGGCUCUGGCUAUGGCUGUGGCUAUGGCUCAGGCUAUGGCUGUGGCUAUGGCUCAGGCUAUGGUUGUGGCUAUGGCUCAGGCUAUGGCUGUGGCUAUGGCUUAGGCUAUGGCUGUGGCUAUGGCUCAGGCUAUGGUUGUGGCUAUGGCUCAGGCUAUGGCUGUGGCUAUGGCUUAGGCUACGGUUGUGGCUAUGGCUCAGGCUAUGGCUGUGGUUAUGGCUCCAGCUACUAUGGCUGUGGCUAUGGUUCUGGCUAUGGCUGUGGAUAUGGUUGUGGUUAUGGCUCCGGUUAUGGCUGUGGUUAG